Molecule: messenger RNA, 642 nt
Organism: Enhydra lutris kenyoni (northern sea otter)
Lineage: Eukaryota; Metazoa; Chordata; Mammalia; Carnivora; Mustelidae
Product: interferon alpha inducible protein 6
Exons: 5
Coding region: 84-494 (136 amino acids)
Biological process (GO): apoptotic signaling pathway; negative regulation of mitochondrial depolarization; negative regulation of extrinsic apoptotic signaling pathway in absence of ligand
Cellular component (GO): mitochondrion; membrane
Source: RefSeq, a predicted model, not a curated record
UAACGUCGGGCUCUGGGAAAGAAAGGAAGAUUCACCUUCUUCCCCCUCCAAGGCCAGUGACAAAGCCUACGCGUGGCGCCACCAUGCGGCAAGAGGCGGUAUCGCUCUUCCUGUGCUACCUGCUGCUCUGCGCCUGCGGCGGGGUGGAGGCAGGCAAACGACAACGGAAAAAAGACGAUUCGGAAGGCGAAGGCUCCGGGUUAUGGGGCGCGCUGACCUGCAUGGCUGUCGGAGGAGGCCUCCUGGCAGCAGGGCUGCCCGCGCUGGGCUUCCUGAGCACUGGCAUUGCCGCCAACUCGGUGGCCGCCUCCCUGAUGAGCUGGUCGGCCGUGGCAAACGGAGGCGGUGUGCCCGCCGGGGGGCUGGUGGCCACGCUGCAGAGCCUCGGGGCCAGUGGUGGCAGUGCCCUCAUGGGCAAGAUUGGUGCCUUUCUGGGCUACACCGUCCACAGACACCUGGAAAACAGCAAGGAGGAGGUGGAGGAAGAGGAGUAGCCAGCAGCAGUCGGGAACCCACUCCUUCCCGCCGUAGUCCAGAGCUUUCUCUGUCACACUCCUCGGUGACGGAGUAAAAUUCGAUCAGAAAACGCUUUGCCGGGGCACCUGGGAGCCUCCGUCUUCUGCUCAGGUCAUGAUAUCAGGG